GAUCGCGACCAGGCACGCCUGGCUGCCCCGCUCGACAGCGCGGUGUUGCAUUUUUACCCCGCUGGACGGCCAGCGAACCGGGGUCUCCAGCGCCUGGGUUGCUGUGGCAGCGGCGCCAUGACAUCACUCAACCGCUUUUGUAGCCCUGUGGUUGGUCCAUGCUAUAUCUCCGAGCUUCCAUCACCUGGAAAGCCAAGCCUCUCGCAGCGCUGUGUUGUACGGUACAUACAAUCUCGGCUCGCGGCUGCCACACCGCCCUGCCCGAGGAACCGCCGCUCACGUUCUUUUUUUUGUAUGGCAUUCGUGAGAAGUGUCAGGAUCACGGAGGUCACACUCGGGCACACCUGCUUCCUGUACAUACCUAUAUUUUUGCUAGGAACAAUGCGGCUUUGAGGCACAAGCGUCUGUCCAACCAGUCGGUUUAUCUGAAGCUCUCCGACUUCCAAUCAUAUGCGUCCAGGCGACCAUCUUGUUCCCGGAAUUGUUGGGCGCCGUUCCAUUCGUCCUCCUGCGUGAUUGGCCUCGGGGUCCCGUUAUCGGCCGUUUUCCAACCGGAGUUGGUCCAGUGGUCAGAUUUCAGAAUGAGCAUCGAAGGACGGUCUCAUGCCCGAAGUCUGGGCGGCCUGCUUCUGGUGCUUGCAUGGGCAUCGGCAACCUGCGCGAGCAUGCAGCCCUUCCAGCCCGUCGAGACAGCAGCUGCCAUCGCGCGACGUCAGCAAUCAUGUCUCGCCAACUUCUUCAGCUGCGCCGACCAGGGUCCGGUUUUCGACGGCACCUGCUGCCAGAACGGCCAAAGAUGCGCCCUCGAUGCCAACAAUGAACCGGCCUGUUGUCCUACCAAUGCUGUGUGUACAGGCACCGCACCAGCAAGUUUCGUGACCCCCGACCCGGCCGGCGCUACCACGGCCGUAUCCUACGUCCCGAACGAGUUCUUCUCCUUCCCCUAUGUUGCCACUUCCUUUGCCAACCCGGGCCAUUGCUCGGCGGCCGUCAUGCAAUGCAGUUCCAACUACGCAGCCUGUACCUCGCAGCUGGCUCUGGUGGGCGGUUCCGGAGAUGGCGGCUACGCCGUUACCGUCGUCGUCCCGGGCGGUGGCGGGACGACGGUGACCGCGGCGGCGGGGAUCAGCGCAGAUGCCGCAGCCGCUACCAGCAUCUGCAGCAGCUUAUCCAGCGCGGCAUGCGGCAGUUUACAACCCAGCAUGUGCACCAGGUCUGGCACCGCCGCCGAUGGUUUCUACUUCGGCACGGGCACGGGCAACCCUGCCACGAGGCCGACGGCGGCAGCCUGUGCCGGAGUGGUCGGUGUCUUUGCGGCUGGUGUUGCAGGCCUAGGUAUCCUGUGAAAGGCCAUUCCGCAGUUAACAUGGGAGUUUUGACGGGCUCGUUUCGCGCUUCGACCCGGUUCUUUGGAGGCUCUUUGGUUUGAUCUUCUUGAUAGAGCUGGCGGAUGAGACUGGAAAGCGUGUUGUUUUGCAUUCCGCCUCCAUCAUAGCCAUUCGAUAUUGCUUUCACGAAGUCAUGAAUCCAUGAUCAAAUACCCACUCUGCUUCACUUUGUUGUUCU
Messenger RNA from Thermothelomyces thermophilus ATCC 42464, 1566 nucleotides. RefSeq lists its product as uncharacterized. The transcript is spliced from 3 exons. The record is from RefSeq and is a predicted model, not a curated record. NCBI's taxonomy places the organism in Eukaryota, Fungi, Ascomycota, Sordariomycetes, Sordariales, Chaetomiaceae. Bases 582 to 1346 code for a protein of 254 amino acids.